Molecule: messenger RNA, 806 nt
Organism: Nicotiana tabacum (common tobacco)
Lineage: Eukaryota; Viridiplantae; Streptophyta; Magnoliopsida; Solanales; Solanaceae
Source: RefSeq, a predicted model, not a curated record
UUAAAGAAGAGUUAAUAUAUUACAUAUUUUCCUUCACUAAUUCCUUGUUACCUGUUUUAUUUUCUUUUCUAAAUGCAGGAAGGCUACUAACUGCAUUCAUAUGUGAAUAUUUUGACUGGGCUCAAUUAAACCACACACUUAAAGUUUAUUUGCCAGAGUGUAAUUUGCCAAAGGAUUCUUGGAAAUCAGAGCUAAAAGAAUUUAGCAGCAAGAAUGGAUAUGAUCUUAACAGGAAUGGGGAUAGUGGUCCAUUGCUUUUGGAUGUUCUCGAAGGAUUUUUGAAGUACGAGAACUUAUCUCAAGGAAGGGGUGCUGGGAGGAGAUUGACAACACCAGAUGCUGAAUCUCUUUCCAAUGUAGAAACAAGGAACAUGAGGAGGCCUUCUUCAUCUUCAGUUGCCGGGGGCUUACCUCCAUUGGGAAGGCCAGGUCCUGCUGCCCAGUCAUCUGAUAGAAGAGCAGGUUCGUCAGUAUCUGGGUACAGGAAGGAUGAAUACAAUUGGAGAUAUGACAACGAUGAACUUGCAGAAGAUGUAAUUCGUGCUUCAUCUGCCUUGGAAAACCUUCAGUUGGACAGAAAAGCUCGGAAUCUUACCACUUCCUGGCGGCAUGGAGGGGAUGGCAUGUCCGAGGAAGAUGGCAGGGUAGAAUAGGCGUGUCGCAUAGUGUUCUCCACAUCUCUAAAUCUCAGAAUUGAUGUUAUCUUAAACCAUUGACUUCUAUUUUGUGUAAUGGACAGUGAUGUUUCUUAUGAUUGAAAUACUGUAUAUUGCUUUUAGUAGAUUGAUAUGAGUUUUUCUUCCAUC